Messenger RNA from Penicillium manginii, 2784 nucleotides. Its product is annotated as non-ribosomal peptide synthetase. The transcript is spliced from 3 exons. The coding region runs from base 1 to 2784 and encodes 927 amino acids. The record is from RefSeq and is a predicted model, not a curated record. Lineage: Eukaryota; Fungi; Ascomycota; Eurotiomycetes; Eurotiales; Aspergillaceae. Gene Ontology annotation, biological process: biosynthetic process; secondary metabolic process. Gene Ontology annotation, molecular function: CoA-ligase activity; phosphopantetheine binding.
AUGUCAGUUGGAAAUCUACUUGGCCUCUUGACCCGAGCCGCCAAUAUUGGGGCCGGAAAGGGUAUCUUGACGAAGAAUGCAGAUGGUGUCGGUUCUUCCAACCUGCUCACUUACAAGGAGCUUCUGGACCUUGCGAAGUUACGGUCGACGCAAUUAGUGCGCCGGGUGGGUGUUGAAAUUGAAAGAAAAGUGGUCCUGCUGAACUCGGUGAAUCACCUGGAAAAUAUCGUAUGGUUCUGGGCAAUUAUCGUCGCCGGAGCGGUGCCGUGUAUCUGCCCACCCCUUCCCAAGGAUAGGGAGCAGCGAAAGGAGAGGAUCGCAUAUCUAAGAACGCUGUUGGACAAUCCUCUUAUAGUGACAAGUAAGUCGCUGGAAUCUGAGUUCGAUGGAUUAAAUGGACUCCAGAUGAUGUCCUCCAGUGAGCUGGAAUCUGUGCACGUGGAGCAGCAACUAUGCAAAGAGGCUGAAUGCUUGCCAGGAAGCAGCAAAAAGGAACAAGAUAUAGCUGUCCUUAUGCUGACGUCGGGAAGUACGAGCAAUCCCAAGGCAGUCUGUUUGAAACACGGUCAGCUCUUGGCGGCUUUGAAAGGCAAGAGCCUUCACCAUGGCACCGACCGUGAUGAUAUUUUCAUGAAUUGGAUUGGACUUGACCAUGUGGCAAAUCUCACUCAGAUACAUCUGCAUGCGGUGAGCUUAGUGGCAACUCAGCUGCACCUGUCGGGAGCAGAAGUGAUGGCAAAUCCAUGUCACUUCUUGGAAAAUAUCAGUGAGCACAAAGUCACCGUGACCUUUGCUCCGAAUUUCUUCCUUGCAGCUUUGGUGAACAAGUUGAGAGCCACCGAAGAACCCAUCUCCAAUCUGGACCUCUCAUCCCUGCGGACGUUACUAUCCGGCGGCGAGUCCAACGUCGUCGACACAUGUGACAAGCUUACCCGCUUGUUGGCCCAAUAUGGCGCGCCAAGAUCCUUCAUAAGCCCUGGAUUUGGGAUGACCGAGACCUGCGCAGGCUCUAUUCAUGCUCUAGAUUGUCCUUCAUACGACAUCGCACAAGGAACAGAGUUUUGCUCUGUUGGAGUACCCAUUCCCGGGCUUCGUAUGAGAAUUGUUCGCCAUGAUGGAAGAGAGACUGCCAAGAAUGAAGUAGGGCUUCUCGAGGUUUCUGGUCCAGUCGUCUUCAGUGGAUAUUUGAAUGAUCCAGAAGCCUCCGAUGCAGCAUUUACACCCGACGGGUGGUUUAGGACUGGAGAUGUCGGGCUUCUUGAUUCAAAAGGGGCUCUGAGAUUGACAGGGCGCAGUAAGGAAUCGGUUGUCAUCAACGGUGUCAGCUACUCAUCCGAGAGUGUAGAGGCUGCUAUAGCACAGGCUGCCAUCCCUGGAGUCACCUCUUCUUUUACAGUGGUCUGGCCUCAUCGCCCCAAGGAUUCGCCAACAGAGACCCUCUGCAUUGCGUACCUACCAACAUACUCGGUCGAGGAUAAACAGAACCGACUUGCGACGGCCGCUUCUAUCUCUAAAGCAGUUGUUAAGCAUUGUGGAUCUCGACCAUUCAAAAUCAUCGCAUUACCCACGGAGUUGUUCCCAAAGUCUUCUCUGGGAAAAUUGUCUCGGUCGAAGAUGCAACUAGCCUUCGAGGAUGGAGAGUAUCGGAAAUACGAGCAUGAGGAUAUGGCUAUCAUGGAAACUUCACGGAAGAAUUUCCAGGAAGCGGUGGGAAUGACCACAACGGAGAAGGCUGUUCUUCAGGUCUUUCAUGACCUUCUAGCGAGCGAUUAUGGGGAGCUGGGAAUCGAAAUUCAAAUCGAUAGUGACAUGUUCGAGAUCGGGGUAUCCUCUAUUGACCUCCUGAAACUGCGAGUCUAUUUAGAAAAAGCUCUGAACAUCGAGAUUCCGAUGAUCAUCUUCUUCUCCCACCCAACUCUUCGCGACCUUAGCCAGGCUCUCGAUGGAUUGCAGAAAGAAAAGACCUACGACCCCAUCGUGGUCCUCCGGGCGCACGGGCCAAAACCUCCCUUGUUCUUAAUCCAUCCAGGUCUUGGUGAAGUUCUGAUUUUCAUGAAUUUGGCUCGAUACAUUGAAGAUCGCCCUGUUUAUGCGAUUCGCGCUCGGGGGUUCGACGGGGAAGGAUUUUUCUCCUCCGUCGACGAAAUGGUCACCACUUACCAUGAUGCCAUCAAGCGCAUGCAGCCGACAGGACCAUAUUCUAUCAUUGGCCACUCUUUCGGAUCGAUCGCAGCCUUUGAGAUUACCAAGAUCAUGGAAUCGAAUAAUGACAAAGUGCAGUUCCUUGCUUCGAUCGAUCAACCUCCACACUUCAAAUGGUGGGCUAAGCUCACUAACUGGUAUUAUGGGGCCAUGACCAUUUCCUACUACAUGAAUCUCAUUGACGCGGAUUAUCGAAAGAGUGCGCUACCGGAAAUGCAAAAAAAAACGCACGAAGAGGUCUUGGCUCAUAUCAUGGAGCACGCAGGACCUGCCCGGGUGAAGGAUGCCGGAAUGUCACCCGAGUACCUGGAUAAUUGGGCGAUUCUGGCCAAUGAGAUGAAAUUGAUCGCUCGAGAAUAUGAUCCUGCGGGCAGUGUGGCAACCUUGGACAUCUUCCAUGUAGACCCUGCGAAGGUUGAAGGCGAGUGGCCCCACGAGGAUAUAAGGAAAUGGGAGGAAUUUUCCGAGGAUAUAAAGUUUCAUGUAGUCCCCGGAGGCCAUUCGACUUUAAUCAGGCAGCCUAAUGUUCCCGGAUUAUACAAAGUAUUAAAGAAGGCAUGGGAGGAGCGUGGAGUGGAAUGA